Anopheles darlingi is the source of this 4546-nucleotide messenger RNA. Its product is annotated as dyslexia-associated protein KIAA0319-like protein. Lineage: Eukaryota; Metazoa; Arthropoda; Insecta; Diptera; Culicidae. Bases 288 to 3581 code for a protein of 1097 amino acids. The record is from RefSeq and is a predicted model, not a curated record. Gene Ontology annotation, cellular component: plasma membrane; cytoplasmic vesicle. The transcript has 7 exons.
GUUCCGGGAGUGCAAAUUUUCCAGAAGAAGACCAUUUUUUAUCAACUUUUCCUUCGCUUUCCACUUGAUUGUGUUUUGGAAUCGUGAUAAACUGUGCGAAGUAUUUAAGCCGAUAUAGCGAUGAUGCCGCUGCAUGGUUGAAGUCGUUCAGCAAGGAAGCUUUGUCACAAGAAGAUGCGAAUGGAAUCAUAGCGAAAGUGAAAGUAAAUUAACACGAAACUACCCAAGACCAGGUGGUGGCGCAGCAACUCGGAUCAAGGAAGAGCAGGAGAAGAGGAGUGUCUGAAAUGCAUAAACAGAUGGACACGAUGAAACGAGCGGGCCAUUGUUGCUUCUGUGUGUUUCUGUUGCUAGCGAUUGCCAUCCGAAUAGCAGACUGUGGGUUAGAUACGUAUUUAAACGAUGAACAGCGUAUACCCGUUGCGGCGGAAUUAUCCGGCAUUGAAAAGUGUCCCCGGAUGUUGCGCUACGUCUUCGAUGGCUACGCACCGAUUGGUAACACAAACGCGGGAAAUUACACGGAGAACUUAAAGGCCACUACGUUGGAACCCUGCGUGAGGGAUUGUUGUGAGAAGGGCCCAAACUGUAACACGGCGUUCAUCUUUAACCACACCUGCUAUCAUGUGAAGUGUAUCAGCAACGAGCUGUGCCUGCCGGCGAAAAAGGAAAACGUAGAUUCUACGCUGCGAAUGGUGCUCGUGAACCCCGUCGAGAACGGCGGUAUGGCCGGUUCCACGUGGUGGGGAUUGUUAAAGAAAGCCCAAGAGAAGCGGCUACUGAUGGGUGGCGGAUCCGCAGCAGCGGGUGCGGGUACGGAGGAAAUUCGUGAGGAAAACCUAUUGGGCAAGCUGGCCGAGAUUUACAACCUUGCCAACGGAGUACAGCGUGUCCGUGCGGAAGAGGAUAAGUAUGAUCUUACAUCGGCCGACAAUCUGUAUCGCGGACCAUUCAAAACGAUUGACUACGGCACGAGUAGUUUUGAUAAGUACGCCAACAGCUACUUGCACGAUCAGUACGAUGAAGAGGCAGAGGAGAGUAAGUUCUAUGCCGAGGCGAUGCGCCCCUGCGUUUCGGAUGCGACUUGUCCCGAGAACGAGAUAUGCCUCCGUGUUGUAGCAAACCUACGCGAAGGUAUUUGUAGCUGUAUUGAGGGAUUCGAACGAAACGAAAAGAAGCAGUGUCUCCCCAAACCAUCACAGCCUCAGUCAGUGUUGAGAGAUCAGCCACAGAUGGGCGGUAUGAGAUCGGAAGCACAGAUGUUGUCGGCUCAGAAGCUUAACAUGAAACAGGAGGAACCUCUGCCAUCACCAAUGCGAUCUACCUCGACCAAGGAUCUGACCGUUUCCGUCGUUUCCAAGGACGUACGUUUGCCGACCAACGAAGCAACACUAUCAGCUUACGUGAUACCGGAUGAAACGACAAGCGGAGAUCGGUAUCAGUAUCUGUGGACCGUCGUUUCGCAACCGAAGGGAGACAACAACAGUACCUUCGCCGAUUCGACGAAAUCGAUCGCCAAGCUUUCGGGGUUGGCAGAGGGGCUGUAUCAGUUCAAAGUGACCGUAAGCGGACAGAAUGGGUCGUACGGUGAAGCCUUUAUGAAUAUUACUGUACUACCUGAACAGAAGAUCAAUCGACCGCCACAAGUGGUAAUAACACCAGUGAAUCAAACGGUGCGGCUACCGAACCACGAAGCGAUCCUGGAUGGUAGUGGCUCCGGGGAUGAUGUGAAGAUCGUGCGAUGGCACUGGGUGCUGGAGCAGGGUCCACUGGGUUACCGGGCGGAUCUGCCGGAAGUGAACACAUUACAGCUGAAGAAUCUUACGAUCCCCGGUAACUAUACCUUCAAACUUACGGUGGAGGAUGAGGCAGGACUGAGCAGCAGCGCUAGUGCCGUCAUUCAGGUACUGAAAGAGAUCGACUAUCCGCCGGAAGCGAACGCAGGACAGAAUGUGAUUCUUUAUCUACCCAACAAUAACGUCACACUGAACGGAUCAAUGAGUAAGGACGACAAUGGCAUCGUAGCGUGGGAAUGGACCAAAGCCAUUACCAACCAGUCGAAGGCAGUCGACAUGCAGAACACUCGCACUCCGUUUCUGCAGCUUUCCAACCUAGAGGAGGGAGUGUAUGCGUUUGAAUUGAAGGUCACGGACGCCAAGAAUCAGAGCAGCACGUCGAUGGUGCAUGUUUUUGUGAAACCACCGAGUAAUCGGCCACCGGUUGCGAAAGCGAGUUCGAGCGGAACGAUUUCCUUGCCACAAAACUGGGCAAUACUGAAUGGAAACGAAUCGAGUGAUGAUAUCAAAAUUAUAACUUACCAUUGGCAGCAGCUAUCCGGGCCAAACGUGGCAAUCCUUGCUAACCAGAACGCAUCCAUUGCUAAUGCAACAUCGCUGACGAUUGGGGAGUAUAUUUUUGAGCUAGUGGUUUCGGACGAGGCAAACAAUAAUGCACGCGACCAAGUGCGAAUCACUGUGGUGCAGGAGAAAAACACACCGCCUGUGGCGAAUGCAGGCGGUGAUCAAACGAUCACGAUGCCCACCAACAUGCUGGUUCUGAAUGGUACACGAUCGAGUGAUGAUCUGGGUAUCGUGAGCUACAGUUGGACCCGCGAGCCUAGUAGUCUUGCGAUCGGUACGAUCAUCGAUGACAGCGAUAAGAAGCCGGUCCUAAUGCUAACGAACAUUGUAACUGGACGGUACGUGUUCAAAUUGACGGUGCACGAUGGACAAGGUUUAUCCGCUUCGGACACGGUCAGCAUCAUUGUUAGGCCGGAUCCUUUGCUGAUGAACCUCGUCGAGGUGACGAUAACUACUGAAGCGACUGUGCUAACGGCAACCGAGUUGGAUUCGAUCGAACAAAAGUUAGCUCUGCUGAUUGGAGAUAACUUGGCCAAGGUACAGGUUCGAGAACUUAAAGUGGAACCCAGAACAGGCCAGGUGGUCAUAGUAUUUUUCGUCGAGCGAAAGACGGGACUUGAGGAUAAGGAUAAAGUGGAAGUGAUACCAGCGCUGGAAGUGGAACGAAUAUUGAAGGAAAAGUUUUGGCGUGACUACACUAUACUCGGUACAUCCGUGGUGGGUAUCCGUACUACCGUGUGCCAGAACGAUUGCUCUGGUCACGGUGUCUGCAAUGCGGAAACAAGAGAGUGUAUUUGCCAGAGUUUCUGGAUGCCCGAUAUCUUUUACUUUUGGGGCAUUGCUGAAGCUAACUGUGACUGGUCUAUAUUGUAUGUUAUUGUUGGAGUGCUGAUAGUGUUUUUCGUGCUCUCCGGAAUUUGCUGGGGAAUCACUUGCCUUUGUCGGCGCACGCCGAAACCACGCACUAGACCCAAGCCACAAAAAUAUUCUUUGCUGCAAACGAACGACGAGGAACUUCCUUCAUUCAAUCGAGCGGGAGCUAACAACUCGGAUACCGAAACCGACUCGGAUGUGCUGUUCGAGAGCCGCUCUCAGCGGCAUAAUGGAUUGCUACCGGUUGGACGAAACGGAGGCAUAGCCAACGGCGAGCUACGGAACGGAGGCAGCGGCACCGGCCACCCCAAGUACGGUGUGACACGCCUUGGACGACGCAUAAAGGCAUGAAAGGAUCCUUGGCGCGUUCGACAUUCCCUAGUCUGAGAAUUAUAAUAUAGAUAACGCACACCCACAUACAUACGUUCCUAUCAGCUUGCAGUGAUUUACCACUAACCGAUCGAUGUAUUAGAAUUAAUCUAUUUUCUAUGCGACAAAACGAAUCCUUCAGUGAAAUGAGAUUUGUUUUUUAAAUUAAUUUUUAAUUUGCGUGGCACCACGUGAAACGUGAUUCCGGUCAAAGUAUUCAGUCAUUCCAACGCACAGGUCACAUAAACCCACACCAUAUUAGUCAGUGAUACUAUACUUCUCCGAUAACGAUUGUGAUUCUAAUGCCAUCGAACAGAGAAAGAGAGUAAGAGAGAUCGCAGGAGAACAUACAUUUCUGAUUAUUGCGAUUUUGGUGCGUUAUAAUUUAGGUAUUAGAACAUCCUUCAUCAGUAAUGAGUUGCACACCCGGAAUGAAGAAAGUAGCCAAUAGCGUAGAGUGUACUUAUGAAACUACCGUCGCCAGCGGAGGCACGGCACCGCACAGCACGCGAGCCCUUAUUAUUCUUAACAAUAUCGACCGGUACCGACACGGACAGCGGGCUGUGAGAAAGAAUCGGUGCUCGUCGAUAGUACGACCAAAUUUGCGAUCGAUCUGCACUGUGAGGCAUGUGCAAUUCAUACUAAAUAAGCCCGUAUCCCCGGGGAAAUGAUGCGCCAGUAUUAGAAGGAAAGGAUGUGUGUGCCGUUGUUGUUGUAAUUCACGAUCAUGGGCCAGAUACCAUAUAAACGUAUCCUCAUUUUUUACCUCUCGGAGUGCGAUAUUUUCGAUUAUCUUGCCACAGGAACAAAACGAGCGGGAGAGAACACGAGCACUAGUCGUAAGGUGAGGUGAUACAGAGUAAAGUGAAAUGAUGAGAAAAAAUGUAACAAAUCAAAUCAUGAAUAAACCAACGCUGAGAGGGUUUUGCAUGCCAUCAAGCGAAUUU